AUGAGCGAUCUUCAGUUUAUAACUGGAAUCGCGAUCCUUUUCAGCGGCUUCUUACAAUUGCCAUGUGGUUUAUCGACCUAUCAUUGGUUGGUUCUUGUUGAUUUGGCUUGGUUUUCGAGUCUCACCCAUCUUUCGUGCUUGACCGUCUUACGGCAUCAUCUUUCGAGUCAUGCUUUUGAGCGUGGGUGGCGACUCUGCACUAUGGGACUAUUAGCUACAUUGCUAGCUGUGGCCUUGGGGUUCACAGGAAAUUAUUCUUGGGCCCUUGACGAAGGUCACAAGGAUGAGAGGCAUCCCAGGAUCAACAGCUAUACGGUUUGCCAUCUGCGUGUAUCAUCAAGUACAAAUUCAGCCUUCGUAUCAAUGGUAUUAUCAGAGCUUCUGAUAUUGAUCGGAUUUAUCUCACGCGCGUUGAAAAUGUAUAAAGGGGUUUCUGUUAAUGGGAUUGGCAGAGUUCGAUCCUUUUUGAGUUCUCACGCACGGCGCAGACUUCUAACUGUCUAUGAAAGCUGUGAAACCGGGUCUCCGCAUAGCCUGAGACGUACACUCUACUAUUAUCCUCUUUUCGCUCUCUUUCUCGAAUCGAGAUUUCUCUUGGAUUUCUGGACAUCCGUUCUAUUUGAGGUUGGCUGGCUGCUGGUAGCUUUCAUUUGGGGUUUGAUACGUCUCGUCAAAGCACUAUAUCGGCCUGCUCUGGAAGGCUUUGAGAAACCCUACGGCGAAGAUACCAGUAAUCGUGGCUUCGGACAGGUUGUGGCCCUGGUUCUUCUUGCAGCUCCAUUCUUCACAUUGGCGGGAUACUUUGCUGAUAGUGAGUUCCCAUUCCGCAUUGCAUGUCUAUUCUGCGCUAAGGAGGUGUAUCUGGAAGAUAUUCAAGAUCCAAAUCGAAGCCGAACAACCGAUUCUAGGCCAUCUGAAAUUGAAAUCUCGGAAGCCCAAGGCCAGACACCACGAGAUUCACAUUCUGGCGGCUAG
Messenger RNA from Penicillium cosmopolitanum, 975 nucleotides. RefSeq lists its product as uncharacterized. The record is from RefSeq and is a predicted model, not a curated record. The coding region runs from base 1 to 975 and encodes 324 amino acids. The transcript is spliced from 2 exons. NCBI's taxonomy places the organism in Eukaryota, Fungi, Ascomycota, Eurotiomycetes, Eurotiales, Aspergillaceae.